AUGGCUGAGGAGAGACUUAGGAUGUUUACGUGUAUGGAUGUUUUAUCUUAUUAUGUGUAAGUAUACCAUUUGCAUGCCUAAUGCCCACAGAAGCCAAAAGAGGGCACCGAAUCCACCGGAACUGGAACUACAGACUUAGAACUCAGGUGCCUGCAUCCAUUGAGUCUCAAAAACCCAGGCCAAGAAAAGCUCCAGAGUUUCCGAUUGUGGAAAAACAGAACUGGCUGAUCCAUCUUCACUAUAUUCGGAAGGAUUAUGAAGCGUGCAAGGCUGUGAUAAAAGAACAGCUUCAGGAGACUCAGGGCUUAUGUGAAUAUGCUAUCUAUGUCCAAGCACUGAUUUUCCGCCUGGAAGGAAAUAUCCAAGAAUCCCUAGAACUCUUUCAGACGUGUGCUGUUCUCAGCCCUCAGUGUGCUGAUAAUCUCAAGCAGGUGGCCAGAUCUUUAUUUCUCCUGGGAAAACAUAAAGCCGCCACUGAAGUAUAUAAUGAAGCAGCUAAACUUAACCAGAAAGAUUGGGAGAUCUGCCAUAACCUGGGAGUGUGUUACACUUACCUAAAGCAGUUCGACAAGGCACGAGACCAAUUGCACAGCGCCCUCCAGCUCAACAAGCAUGACCUGACUUACAUGAUGCUGGGGAAGAUCCACCUACUACAGGGAGACUUGGAGAAAGCCAUCGAGACCUACAAGAAAGCAGUGGAGUUCUCGCCAGAAAAUACAGACCUUCUGACAACCUUAGGAUUACUCUACUUACAGCUUGGUGUUUACCAGAAGGCAUUUGAACAUCUUGGGAAUGCACUGACUUAUGACCCUGCCAACUACAAGGCCAUCUUGGCAGCAGGCAGCAUGAUGCAGACCCAUGGGGACUUUGAUGUUGCCCUUACCAAAUACAGAGUUGUAGCUUGUGCUUUUCCAGAAAGUCCUCCACUUUGGAAUAACAUUGGAAUGUGUUUCUUCGGCAAGAAGAAAUACGUGGCAGCGAUCAGCUGUCUAAAACGAGCCAAUUAUUUGGCUCCCUUCGAUUGGAAGAUUCUGUACAAUCUGGGCCUUGUCCAUUUGACUAUGCAGCAGUAUGCAUCAGCAUUCCAUUUCCUCAGUGCAGCCAUCAACUUCCAGCCAAAGAUGGGGGAACUCUACAUGCUUUUGGCUGUGGCUCUGACCAACCUGGAAGAUACAGAAAAUGCCAAAAGAGCUUAUGCCGAAGCUGUUCGUCUGGAUAAGUGUAACCCUUUAGUAAACCUGAACUAUGCUGUGCUGCUGUAUAACCAGGGUGAGAAGAAGGGUGCCCUGGCCCAGUACCAGGAGAUGGAGAAGAAGGUCAGCUUUCUCAAGGACAACAGUCCUUUGGAAUUUGACUCUGAGAUGGUAGAGAUGGCUCAGAAGUUGGGAGCUGCCCUCCAGGUUGGGGAGGCACUGGUCUGGACCAAGCCAGUCAAAGAUCCCAAGUCAAAGCAACGGACCAAUUCAGCGAGCAAAUCUGCUGCUCCCCCACAGCCUCUGGGCUCCAAUCAAGCUCUAGGACAGGCGAUGUCUUCAGCAGCUGCCUACAGGAAGCUCCCUUCAGGUGCUGUAGGAGCCCAGCUCACAAAGCCACCAUCAUUGCCAUUGGAGCCAGAGCCCGAGCCCACUGUGGAAACAAGUCCAAAAGAAGCAUCAGAACAAAAGAAAGAAAAAUAGCAACAUACGUGAAAAAAACAGGAUGACCCUGGAGUAGGGGGUCUCUUAGGUGAGACCAUAUAGAAGGUGGUCAUAUGACCAGGCAGAUGGAAGCCAACACUCUUCGUCCUGGGUUGGCACUGCAGAAUUAAAACAGAGCCCAGGGUGUGUUGGAUCAGGAGGAGUCUAAGGCUCAUGCAACCCUUUGCUGGCCCCAUCAUCCAGGAACGAGAGAGAAGACAUGCUAGAUAGACUUGAGGUCUUACGUGUAUAGCUCCAAGAGUCAGCAAGGCAAAUGAUCAAAGACCAUCACUCAGUGAGGGACUGUUAUCUUGAUAAAGGAAAAGGGUCCUUUCCUUAAUAGCCUGUGGUGAUGAAACCCUAUUCUAACUGAACUGUGGGAACACAUCAGUCCCCACUGUAAACACAAACCUUAGAUUAAGAACCUAGUUAAGCCAGGCACAGUGGUGAAUGCCUGUAAUCCUAGCUGGGAGGCAGAAGCAGGCAGAUCUCUGAGUUUGAGGCCAGCCUGAUCUACAAAGUGAGUCCAGGACAGCCAGGGCUACACAGAGAAACGCUGUCUCGAAAAAAACAAAAACAAAAACAAAACAAAACAACCACAAAAAAACAAACAAAAAAAAGGACCUAGUUAAAUAGGGUUGUCCCCCCCGACCCCCAACACUUCUUUUAGAUUAAGUUGAGACCCAGACAGGAAUGUGUCCAAAGAGAAUCUAAAACAAGUCCUCAUCUCCAGAGGUCAGAGUCUAGAGUCAUAUCAUGUCAGAAUAAGUGGUAGGAGUCAAGGGCUGGUCUGAAAUCUGCACCAAGGAUUUAAGAAGGUGUGGGUAGAAUGACUGAGGACAUACCUCAGUGUUAGAGCGCUUGCUUGGCAUGCACAAGGCCCUGAGUUCAAUCCCCAGUACUGUUAAAAAAAAGAGCUUUUAGCAAGGGAAUUUUAACCAAGAUAAUCAAUGAUGAAUGCUAACAGAUGCUCUCAUGGCCCAUUAGCAGCCUUUGUAAAGAUUAUGGAUCACUAAAAGGUCACAUUAAAAGAUUUAAAAAAAAAAAAAGUAUCACUGUC
Messenger RNA from Psammomys obesus (fat sand rat), 2736 nucleotides. It is a transcript of the gene Bbs4, whose product is annotated as Bardet-Biedl syndrome 4. The transcript is spliced from 17 exons. Bases 81 to 1676 code for a protein of 531 amino acids. The record is from RefSeq and is a predicted model, not a curated record. NCBI's taxonomy places the organism in Eukaryota, Metazoa, Chordata, Mammalia, Rodentia, Muridae. Gene Ontology annotation, molecular function: protein binding. Gene Ontology annotation, cellular component: ciliary basal body. Gene Ontology annotation, biological process: protein localization to cilium; cilium assembly.